GUGAGCGACGACAAGGCCAAACAUAGACCAACCCUGCUGAUCACUGGGAGCCUGGCCCUGCACACACUUAAGUGCAUGUGUGUUCCCAUCAGUAACGUAGGGAAGAGUCCAAAAAGACAUGCCUCACUUCCUGGACUGGUUCGUUCCUGUCUACUUGAUGAUUUCCAUCCUGAUCCUGGUGGGGUUUGGCGCCUGCAUUUACUACUUCGAGCCGGGCCUCCAGGAAGCCCACAAGUGGCGGACCCAGCGGCCCAUCACGGAGAGGGAAGUUCGGAAGACCUUGAUGAUCCGAGACAACUUGGGCUUCAGGCCGCCUGAAGUCUGA
Messenger RNA from Hypanus sabinus (Atlantic stingray), 325 nucleotides. RefSeq names its product small integral membrane protein 45. Bases 119 to 325 code for a protein of 68 amino acids. The record is from RefSeq and is a predicted model, not a curated record. The transcript has 2 exons. Lineage: Eukaryota; Metazoa; Chordata; Chondrichthyes; Myliobatiformes; Dasyatidae.